UGGAGUAACUGGGUAAGCUCCUCUUCCGUCGGUCUUUGAGGAGAUAAGGGGCAAUGACGAGGGGGCCCACCACCACCACUCUUUUUCCUCUCAUUUUCCACCAGCAAAACUCGAUACCCGUAAUCUGAUCUCUGUAAAAUGCAAUUUAGUCUCCAGAUUUUUUUCCCUUAUCUGAGGUCACUUCAAUUAACUGCUACUUUCCUUUACAAGAAUCAUUUGGAUACCACUAACUUCAAUUCCCUAAUUUGUGUUCUCUUACUAAAACUUAGGGUUUAGAAUUGACAUUGUAUUUUAGAACGAGUUGGUUAAUCUUCUUUUUUUCUUGUUUAAUUACUUGUUGUACUAUGCUUUUUCUUUAUGCAAUUUGAAUUAGGGUAUUGUCGCUUGGUGAAAGCUUACAUUGUACUGUAGCUAUUCCCCUAUUGAAAAAGGUAGGAUUUUUAGCUUCCAACCCCUUAUUUUCAAAAAAUAAAGUUUCUAAAUUUAGUAACUUUUUUCUCUUCUCUUCCUGGCCACUAAGUGGGUUGUGAUGUUUUUGUUGGCUUGAGGUUCGUUUUUUCUCAUUCUUUUGGGUAGUAUAUGUUUAGAGGUAUAGCUAUUAUCAGUGUGUAAAUCUUCUUUGCCAUAGUUUGAGCUUUCUUGUUUUUGUAUGUCAUUUUAUCUGUUUUGGGAAUUGAACCUCUUGGGUGGUCAGAUCUGCUGUUUUGAUGGAUUUUAUGGGUGAAGCUGGUUUUGCUGUAGGGAAUAUGAUCCAAGAUUCAACUGCCAGUAGUGGUGGUUUUGGCAGUUGGGGUCCUAAUUUUUCCGACCAGGCGGUUUGGGCUACUGAGGAUGAUUAUAGAGCCUGGAACAGUAAUGAAACUCCUUCCAAUUCCCAGAAUCGGUCUGGGAGUGAGCCUCCCAACAAGAAAUCUCGAAAUGUGCAAGGUUUAGAUCCCCGCGAUAUAGUUACCAGUAGCUCUAAAGCAAUCGGAAAGAUGUUCUAUAAAACUAAAUUGUGUUGUAAGUUCCGUGCGGGUGUCUGCCCCUACAUUACUAAUUGUAACUUCGCUCAUGGAAUAGAGGAGCUUCGCAAACCACCUCCUAAUUGGCAAGACAUAGUGGCUGCACAUGAAAGUGAGCGGGGAGGAGGAGGAGGAGUACUGGCUGUGGAACCAAGAGAAGAACACCAGAUACCAAUAUUGACUUCUCCUGAUUUGCGCGGGGAGUCUCAAAGGUCCACUAAAGGGAGGCAUUGCAAGAAGUUCUACACUGAAGAAGGAUGUCCUUAUGGAGAUAGUUGUACUUUCCUUCACGAUGAACAAUCACGAGCUAGAGAAAGUGUUGCUAUAAGUGUGACUCCUACUGUUGGUGGAUUUGGUAAUAAUGCUACUGGAACAACCCUAAAGCCUUCAAAUUGGAAGACGAGAAUUUGUAAUAAGUGGGAGACCACUGGUUAUUGCCCAUUUGGCAGCAAGUGUCAUUUUGCUCAUGGUGUGGCAGAACUGAACAGAUUUGGUGGAGGACCUGUUGAAACAGAAGGCAAAGAUUCUCUUUCUGUUCCUCCAGAUUUAAAGCAGGGAGGAAGUUCAUUUAAGACAACGGAAAGUACAGUGCCCUCAACCAUUUCAGCGCUCCACACAGAUGUUUAUCAUCUAGGGCAGGGUGUUCAGGUACAAAGGCCGAGUAGCAUAGUUGAGAGGCCUGGCCAAAGGCUCUUUCAAAAAUGGAAAGGCCCCGAUAAGAUUAGUAAAAUAUAUGGUGACUGGAUUGAUGACAUCGAAUGAAGGAGUCAUCAUAGUUAACUACUAAUCUGUUUACCAAGAUACUGAAUAGCAAAUGAUUGCUUUCAGCCAAUAGGCAUCCAGAGGAAUUUGACCAAGUUUUUCUUUUCAUCCUUUGAACCUAAUUUAGGACAUGCCUAAUCAUGUUGUUUUAGAGCUACAAGCUAGAUUACUGCUUGUGAGCCAAUGUGUAAUCUCUGCCAUGUACUAUAGUCAACUUGUUUGUAAGAAUAAGGACUAGGAUCUCUAUAUUUUUUUUUUUUUGAGAUUUUCACCGCGCCAUGGAACCUUGUAGAAUGCAAAGUAUAAACUGUAACUUCCUUUGGGGCAGAUAACUUAAAAUGUAUACAGGUUUUGCUUGUGUA
Nicotiana tabacum (common tobacco) is the source of this 2128-nucleotide messenger RNA. Its product is annotated as zinc finger CCCH domain-containing protein 12-like. Lineage: Eukaryota; Viridiplantae; Streptophyta; Magnoliopsida; Solanales; Solanaceae. Gene Ontology annotation, molecular function: mRNA binding; metal ion binding. The record is from RefSeq and is a predicted model, not a curated record.